Molecule: messenger RNA, 1201 nt
Organism: Dermacentor andersoni
Lineage: Eukaryota; Metazoa; Arthropoda; Arachnida; Ixodida; Ixodidae
Source: RefSeq, a predicted model, not a curated record
CCCUGGACCUCACAGGAGUUGGAGGAAGCACUCCUCGAUGGUCAUUCAGAGGCCUUACAGACUGUGAUUGGCAGUGAAAGGGACGAUGGAAAGCUCUAUGCAGGGAGCAGUCAAUGGCUCGAGAAGGAGGCAUGGGGCACUCUGUUCCGGGCCCCGACGGAUUCUUUAUUUUGCCGCAUGGCCACGAACGUUUUUUGGACGCCCGAGCAACUCAGGAGCCGCAGUGUGACGGGCACGCUUUCAAACAAGUCGCGUUCGAAGGGGGAGACCGAACCAAGGCCUGCAUUAACCCCUGAGAAAGUGGCCUCACUAGAAGCUCUCUUCAGCAUAUACAUGGGCAGCGAUGUGCCUAAAGACGCCCAGAGCAAGAGGCUCAAGGACGUGCGCAAGCACCUUGCGCAGAAGCUGGGUGACAUGCGGCGCAAAUGAUCCUUCGUUCCGCCAGCACCCGCCACCCACCUGCAGCAGGUUGACGCCCGCGCCCUCCCUGAGCCAUCCCAACCAACUUAGCGUACUGCGGUAUUUAAAAAAAGGAUGCUGUUCCACUCAACGUGAAAGUAAACUUUCACGUUGAGUGGAACAGCAUCCUUUUUGUCAUAAGUGGGGAGCAUUCAUUUGCCAGUGUUUCCCUUGCAUUAUUGUUGUUCAUCUUCUGUUUGUUUUUGUAUGUUUAGCUUUUCUUUUUGUGUCUUGCUUUUCUGUUUCUGUGUAUUGCUUUUGUUUAUCUGUCAUUUUCUCAUGUUUAUGCAUUGUUUAUUUUUCUUGGUUACUCAAGUUAACUUUAGAUAUGAUUUUUUUGUAAUUUUGUAACAUAUUGUAGUUCGAGCAUUGAGACUGAUUAUGGCCGAUUCUGUUGGGAACGCACACACAUUUAUUUCAACGAAACUGCAGCCCCCUUGAACCCCAGGGUUGCCUUCCUUCAUUCCAAAGAGUGCUAUAUAUGGACACUACAUCAUCCCCUCAGGGAAGGAAAAAUCAGUUUUGCUUAAACACGAAGUCUUUCAGGUACCUAGGUCGUUGCCUGGAUCGUUGGGGGUACCGCUGUGAGACGGUCUUGGGAGCUGCUGAUAUGGCUUGGCUAGAAGUAGCUAUGCUGGGGUUUGGAAGGUCACUGUUACUUGGCACAGCUUCAUCAUCCAGAGAUGGCAUGUCGGUCGGGUCCUGAUGUCGUUCCACUUGAACUGUGCUUGCAUCUUUGAAG